ACCGGAGCCGCGAGCGCCACCAGGGCAGCAACCACCGCAGCCGCCGCCGCUGGGCUGAGGAGUCGGAGACGCAGGCGGACGAGGUGGCGGCGGCGGCGGAGCGGGAGCGGGGACCGGGCGCGGGCAGAGCGCGGCGGCGCGGCAAUCCUUCGCUGAGGUGUUCGUGUGUUGCACGCUAACAGGUUCUUACCACCUUCAGAGAUGUCUGCUGGCUGAAUGCCCAAGCUUAUGUCAGAGAAGGAAGCUCUGGUUGCUUGGAAUGAAAGAGAUGAGAAAACUGGCUGAGAGAAGUUGUGACUUGCUCAAGGAUGCAGAGAGCAGGCGACAGGUGUAUUCUAGAGAACAAGUCUUCAAACACCUUUGCCAUAUUGACUCUGAGCUGUCAGGGGACUCAGGCUUAUGAGGAGGUACUGUCACAGAAAACAGUGUCUAGUGAAGACGACAAGAAAGAGGGAAAAGGAUCGGAAGAAGAAGCUAAAAUACUGUAGAAAACCAUGAGAUCUAUUAGAUCUUUUGCCAAUGAUGAUCGCCAUGUUAUGGUGAAACAUUCAACAAUUUAUCCAUCUCCGGAGGAACUUGAAGCUGUUCAGAAUAUGGUGUCUACUGUUGAGUGUGCUCUUAAACAUGUCUCGGAUUGGCUGGAUGAAACAAAUAAAGGCACAAAAGCUGAGGGUGAGACAGAAGUGAAGAAGGAUGAGGCUGUAGACUCCUAUUCCAAGGAUCAAGGUGGUCGGACAUUAUGUGGUGUAAUGAGGAUUGGCCUGGUUGCAAAAGGCUUGCUGAUUAAAGAUGAUAUGGACUUGGAGCUGGUUUUAAUGUGCAAAGACAAACCCACAGAGACCCUGUUAAAUACAGUCAAAGAUAAUCUUCCUAUUCAGAUUCAGAAACUCACAGAAGAGAAAUAUCAAGUGGAACAAUGUAUAGAUGAGGCAUCUAUUAUAAUUCGGAAUACAAAAGAACCCACGCUAACUUUGAAGGUGAUACUUACUUCCCCUCUAAUUAGGGACGAAUUGGAGAAGAAGGACGGAGAAAAGGUUGCGAUGAAAGAUCCUCCGGACUUAUUGGACAGGCAGAAAUGCCUGAACGCCUUGGCGUCUCUUCGACAUGCCAAAUGGUUUCAGGCAAGGGCAAAUGGAUUAAAAUCAUGCGUAAUUGUCCUCCGAAUUCUGCGUGAUUUGUGCAACAGAGUCCCCACAUGGGCACCAUUAAAAGGAUGGCCACUAGAGCUUAUAUGUGAAAAGUCUAUAGGUACUUGUAAUAGACCUUUGGGCGCUGGGGAGGCCUUGAGACGAGUAAUGGAGUGUUUGGCAUCUGGAAUUCUACUUCCUGGGGGUCCUGGUCUUCAUGAUCCUUGUGAGAGGGACCCAACAGAUGCUCUGAGCUAUAUGACCAUCCAACAAAAAGAAGAUAUUACCCACAGUGCACAGCAUGCACUCAGACUAUCAGCCUUUGGCCAGAUUUAUAAAGUGCUGGAAAUGGACCCCCUUCCAUCUAGUAAGCCUUUUCAGAAAUAUUCCUGGUCAGUUACUGAUAAAGAAGGUGCUGGGUCUUCAGCUCUGAAGAGGCCAUUUGAAGAUGGAUUAGGGGAUGAUAAAGAUCCCAAUAAGAAGAUGAAACGAAACUUAAGGAAAAUUCUGGAUAGCAAAGCAAUAGACCUUAUGAAUGCACUAAUGAGGCUAAAUCAGAUCAGGCCUGGGCUUCAAUAUAAGCUCUUAUCUCAGUCUGGCCCUGUCCAUGCCCCAGUCUUCACAAUGUCUGUAGAUGUGGAUGGUACAACAUACGAAGCCUCAGGACCAUCCAAGAAAACAGCAAAACUUCACGUAGCAGUGAAGGUACUGCAGGCAAUGGGAUACCCAACGGGCUUUGAUGCAGAUAUUGAAUGUAUGAGUUCCGAUGAAAAGUCAGAUAAUGAAGGCAAAAAUGAAACAGUGUCUUCAAACUCAAGCAAUAAUACUGGAAAUUCUACAACUGAAACCUCCAGUACCUUAGAGGUAAGAACUCAGGGCCCUAUCCUCACAGCAAGUGGCAAAAAUCCUGUAAUGGAGCUCAAUGAAAAAAGAAGAGGUCUUAAGUAUGAACUCAUCUCGGAGACUGGUGGAAGCCAUGACAAACGCUUUGUAAUGGAGGUAGAAGUAGAUGGACAGAAAUUCAGAGGUGCAGGUCCAAAUAAGAAAGUGGCAAAGGCAAGUGCAGCUUUAGCUGCCCUGGAGAAGCUGUUUUCUGGACCCAAUGCAGCAAAUAAUAAGAAAAAGAAGAUUAUCCCUCAGGCAAAGGGUGUUGUGAAUACAGCUGUGUCCGCAGCAGUCCAAGCUGUUCGGGGCAGAGGAAGAGGAACUCUAACAAGGGGAGCUUUUGUUGGGGCCACAGCUGCUCCUGGCUACAUAGCUCCAGGCUAUGGAACACCAUAUGGUUACAGCACAGCUGCCCCUGCCUAUGGUGGUUUUUUCAUUGACAGCCCCUAUUGCCAGCCUCUGAGCGUCGCACCAUUUAUUAUUCACUUGGGCCCUCAAGAUUUCUUCUCUGACUUCUAGAACCAUCAGGUUAAUACUUUUAAGCAGUUUUCAGCACGUUUAUCUCACUUUAUUCUCGUUCUCCUUGGACCUUCGUAGCCAUAUCACUUGUAUAAAAUAGGCUGAGAUAUAGUGACUGUAAGCUGUGGUCUCAGUAUACAAAGGUAAGCUCUUUUAUUUUCUGAUUAAAGAGAAAAUUAAAAAUCGAUGAACACAACAUGCAUAUAUGACAAUCAUAUAUGAUGUAUUUGAUCUCUUAGGUCUUAUAUCAUCACAUUACUUUAAAAUUCUUUAUGAUCUAAAUGUGAAAUAGUUAUUUUCAGCAUUUUGUUUUUAAUACCCUUAUAAUUACUUUCUCUUUGAGAGACAUUUCACUUUUGAGUUAAGUGUGUGUAUGUGUAUAGAAACUUAUAACGUAUAUGCGAAUUACACACACUUACCUGUUUAAAUAAAAGCAUUCGGUGGUGGGAAGUGUUCACCUAAGAAGAUUUUUACAUCAGGGCACUCUUUUGGCCAAAGUGCUGGAAUUUCAUAAGCAGCAAGAUUGGUAACAGUGCCGGUAGGACCCAUUUAUAUGUAGCUGUUACAUAAGCUGAGGAUCAAAGUGCCAAUUUCUCAAGGAGAGAGACUUCUCUGAGAAAUGAAUAUCUCUGAUCUGUGUUGUAUGCCCUAAUACAACAGCAGCAAGAAGCCAUAAAAAAAAAAAAAAAGCAAUAGGAGAUGAAAAAAACCAAAAUAUUAAGGUAACUGUGGAAAAAUACAUAAUUGACUGAGUUAAGCUAAGUAUUUGCAGAAUCAAUUAUGGCAAGACUUAGAAUGGUAAAUACCUGGUGUGCACAGACCAAAUAGAUGUAAGGCAAUUCAUCUGUCUUUUCCAGGUUAGGUAGAUGAUUUAUUUCCCACCUGAUUCAACCGUCAUGGAGUUCAUUUAAAAGAUAUGAGGGUUAGGCCAAAUAUUUUUAAAAGGAUUUGCUUCUUCAUUACGUGUAUUCAUUCCAUAAAUGCAUUUCAUAUGUGUUAGAUGUUCUGUGCUAAGGUUGUACUUGAUAUAUAUAGAUAGAUAGAUAGAUAGAUUAAAAUGAAGUUUAUGUUUUAUAUUUGUCUCUAAGUAGUAUUCUUUUUAUUGCUAAUUUUGAAGGUUGCUGGAACAACUUUUUUCCCAUACAGAAUCUGUAUGUACAUUGAACGUGGCUUCGGCAUCUAUAAAAGGUGGAGUGAGGUCUAGUUGACUAGUACCAAGUACAUUCCAGUCCUGAUCAAACAGCCAAGUGCCCCUUACGGGACAGGUUCUUCUCUGGGUACUAGCGAAACAGGCUCUGCCCAGUGGAAACCUUUUAAAUCGGAGAGUCUCCUUGUUGGUGGAAUUGGGCCUAUUGUAAAUAUCCUAGGUUGGGAGCCAAAUAAUGUAUUAGUAGUGUCAGAAGAUAAUUUACUUAGUUUAUUUAUAAAUUAUUUAAUAAUAUGGGCCCUCUGACAUCACUGAAAAUGGGCAUCAUUUGGAAAUUCACUCAUUUUAAAUUUUCCUGGCAGUUUUGAGAGCCUGAAACCAACUCUGGUUUAUGUUCAUGGACCUCUAUCCACAUAAGUGCAGUGAAUGAAAUGAAUAACAAAGAGCCCAGUCCUUAAAAACCAGUUUUUAUAGUGUAGCAAAGAACAAAAGUGGUUAAACACUGACCACAUUUUUUGAUGACAAAUGAGGGAAAUUUUACUCUUAUAAUCAAUCAUUCAUUAUCAUUUCUCUGUUUCUUGGGUUUCAUUAAUAACUGCAGUGGAGGUAAAUCUUCAGUAGUGAGUUAGAGGAGUGAACUAAGGAGAUCUGCCCCCUUCCCCCCAACCCCAACAGUUAGAUUUCUAGCAAUCUAGAGCCCUAAAAAUCAGGGACAUUGAGAGCAGUUAAAGCUGAAAACAACCUGCUCUGUGAAUGGUCUUCCUGCAACUCCCAUUCAGCUUAUGCCAGUGCCUCCCUGGUGGUGCUGGGAUGGGGGUGGUCCCUCUGAAGUCACCCAGAACAAGAAAGGUUCUGUUGUAUUCAGACUCGUACUCUGAAACCAUCUGAGGCCAUGCCAUCCAUUGACCAGAGAUUUCUCAGUGUUACUUAGGAGGCCGGGAAGGGAGAUGGGUGGUAAAUGAAUAACCUGCAGAGCCAGGAAGCUGUCUACCACUGAGGUGA
This is a messenger RNA of Physeter macrocephalus (sperm whale), 4680 nucleotides long. It is a transcript of the gene STRBP, whose product is annotated as spermatid perinuclear RNA binding protein. Gene Ontology annotation, cellular component: precatalytic spliceosome. Bases 495 to 2531 code for a protein of 678 amino acids. The record is from RefSeq and is a predicted model, not a curated record. The transcript has 21 exons. NCBI's taxonomy places the organism in Eukaryota, Metazoa, Chordata, Mammalia, Artiodactyla, Physeteridae. Gene Ontology annotation, molecular function: single-stranded RNA binding; double-stranded RNA binding.